This is a messenger RNA of Cetraspora pellucida, 265 nucleotides long. The record is from the annotation of a GenBank genome assembly. Lineage: Eukaryota; Fungi; Glomeromycota; Glomeromycetes; Diversisporales; Gigasporaceae.
CCAAGCAAAAGUGGGCAAGCACAAGGUUGGCAAGUGCAUGAUGGGCAAACACAAAGUGGGCAAGCACAAAGCAGACAAGCACAAAGCGGGCAAGCACAAAGCAGCCAAGCACAAAGCAGGCAAGCACAAGGUGGGCAAACACAAGGCAGGCAAGCUCAAAGUGGGCAAGCGCAUGGUAGGCAAGCACAAAGCGGGCAAGCACAAAGUAGGCAAGCGAAUGGCAGGCAAGAACAAGGUGGGCAAACAAAUGGCAGACAAGCACAAG